AUGACAGUAGUUGACUCAACUGAUCCGGAAUUUGAUAAACAGAUGGUGUCUCUUUGCAUUAACGUUGGUCAUCAGAAACUGAUAGCCGAAGAUGGUGGUGAUUUGGAUAAGAGGGAGACUGUUGGUGUCAGAGUUCAUCACGUUUUCCCUGCAGCUGUGCAAAGAGGACUCUACAACUAUGUAUCAUACCAUCACAUCUAUUUUAUCUAUGUUUAUAGAUUUUUCAAGUGUUGCAGUGGUUACAGAUGGGAUAGUAAUGCUGAAAAAUGUGUCCCUUGUGAGCCAGGGUAUCUUGGGAUAGAUUGUGCACGGAAAUGCGACUUUCCCUACUUUGGGAAGGGAUGCCAGCUAUACUGUAACUGCUCUAAAGAUCAGUGUAAUCUUAGAAAAGGAUGCCCAAAAGGUGAUUGUAAACCAGGCUAUUUUGGUGAGUUUUGUGACUUGAAAUGUCGGUAUCCAAGUUUUGGUACGGUCUGUCAGGAUAAAUGUUUGUGUGAACAGGAGAGGUGUGAUCCUGUAAAUGGAUGCCAAGGAAGUUUAGAAGGUAAUUUCAUGGAAGUGGUAACAACACCUACUCCAAAGUCCAGGAUGACCCAUAAUAUUUCCCUAUCACUAGGACAUGAUGCUGAUGUGAACAGAAAAGUUCCUUCACGAGACACUUCAUCCGUUCUAUCUACCACUCCAGAUAUGACUAAAGAAACGCCACUUCAAAGUGACGCUGCAGCAAUGUGGAAAACGUUGAACGAGAAGGAAAUAGGGAUGGUUAUCAGCAUUACGACGCUAGGACUACUGUUUAUUGUCUUAACAGCUAUGUACAUCUGGGUAUCUCAUCGCAUUCGUGUAGAAAGAAAUAAUCGUAGGAAAACAACUGAAGAUUUGUAUGAGAACUCUGCAGUAUACAAAACCCGGGUAAUGUGUUAUAAAAUGCACUGUUAUGAAGUACACUGCAUCAAGACAUGGUGUGUAAAGCCUGUAUUCGUAUUUACUUAUCCUUUGUAAUACGUAGAGUUUUCAUGCUUCAUUAUGUAAAAUGUUAUUUGUAAACUGUGACUUGCUGGUUGUCUUUCAAUUUGAAAUAAUCAAACUACGUAGUAUAUGAUACAUUUAUAGAUGAGGGAAACCUGUCUAUUUAGUAAUAUAAAACAAUGAACAAAUGGUAUUAUCUGUUUAAGAUCUGCACCACCCAUUUUGCAAAUAUGAUGCUAUAUCUUUAUCAUAGCAUUCUGAAGAAGAUAUCAAUGUCCUAUAUAUUUGGUCGGGAUCUAACCACAUCGUUCUACAGACUGUUUUAUAGACCCAGGCCGUAUUAGUCCGGAA
Ostrea edulis (European flat oyster) is the source of this 1317-nucleotide messenger RNA. RefSeq lists its product as uncharacterized. Bases 1 to 999 code for a protein of 332 amino acids. NCBI's taxonomy places the organism in Eukaryota, Metazoa, Mollusca, Bivalvia, Ostreida, Ostreidae. The record is from RefSeq and is a predicted model, not a curated record. The transcript is spliced from 7 exons. Gene Ontology annotation, molecular function: scavenger receptor activity.